Molecule: messenger RNA, 1669 nt
Organism: Exaiptasia diaphana
Lineage: Eukaryota; Metazoa; Cnidaria; Anthozoa; Actiniaria; Aiptasiidae
Product: adenosine receptor A1-like
Exons: 1
Coding region: 290-1384 (364 amino acids)
Biological process (GO): G protein-coupled receptor signaling pathway
Cellular component (GO): membrane
Molecular function (GO): G protein-coupled receptor activity
Source: RefSeq, a predicted model, not a curated record
UUUAUGAUAGUAAAAAUUAAAUAAGAACUGCGUGUGUUCUGCAUCUUGUUUCAAGGUCUAUUGAAACGAAUUAGAUGCGGAAAAAAAAAGCUCGUCGAAUUAGAAAUCGAUGGUUUGACGACAUAGAAGUAAUUCAGGUGCAACGUUUGCGUCACAGGUUUUCAUUUCAGUUGACAUCAAGAGCAAUGCAAGGUUUCACUCCCACAAAAUUUGCCUGGUGACUGCUCGUAUCUCAUUAGAUGUAUUGAGCAAUCAAUAAGUGAAUACACUGAGCAAGCUUCCUAUCAGAAUGGCGGCCAUUUAUGGUUCCUAUGAACACAUCUGGAACAAGUCCAUCGACGAAGAGUACCGUCUUUUGCUGAGUUUCCUGAAAAAAGAUUUUCCAACAAUCAAUUUGAUUGGUGGUGUGGUUAUAGCGACAUUUGCACCGGUGAUCAUGGUGUCGAACGCCAUUGUCAUUACUGCAAUAUGGAAAGAUCCUUACAAACAACUACGAGCCUCGCCAUCCAACAUCAUCAUUGCAAGUAUGGCGGUUUGCGACUUCUUAGUUGGUGCUGUCUGUAGUUUUAUGCAGUGUUAUUGGUUGUUAAGUAUGGCUGUUCAAGCAGAUUUCUCGUUUUAUGCCGCUUCUUGUGCAUUUGGCAUCGGUUUGUUUUUGAUUGGAGUGUCCGUUUUUCAUGUUCUCGCAUUAACGAUCGAUCGAGUGAUCUCGGUGACUAACCCUCUGCUCUACAAAGUUCGUGUUACCAAGAAAAGGGUGACUUAUACUGUGUCUAUAAUAUGGAUAUUUUUUAUUAUCAUGGGUGGCUUGACUGUACCUUUAUACAAUCACUACUACAUUCACUCUAUCUUGGGAGCUUUCAUCGUUUUGUUUGCUGUUUUAGCAGUUUCUUUCUUCUCUUUUUACAUAGUACUUAAAGUAAGACAACAGCAACACGAACUUAAAGAAGUCAACGCCAUUUCCAUGAAAAAUGGUUCAAUAAAACUACGAGAAAAAAAGUUGACAAAAUCUAUCGUGCUUAUUGCAGUUAUCCUUCAAGUUUGUUUCGCUCCACUGUGUAUCUUUUCCAUGCUUCUUUUAAUGUGCUCUGUUUGUCACGGUCAUGUGAACAUUAUUAUUGGUGGAUAUUGCCUGUCUUUAGUGCUAACACACGUUAAUUCCUGCCUGAAUCCAUUCAUUUAUGCUUUUCGUCUUCCCAAGUUUAGAAAGCCUGUCAGUCUGGUUGUGAAAUGGGUGUUUUGCUGUAAGCCAAUCAUAGUUCACCUUAACGAAUGCCCAGAAUCUUCAGCUACAUCACCUAAGAUGAACAGAACCAAUAUACUGACAAUACCGGAUAGGUUAAACAGUCCUAGAUUAAACCAUCGUCAUUGUAGUGCAUUUUAGAUUGGAGAACUAUUGUUGUGUAUGGCACUGCUGUCCGUUUUUUAGGUUUAUCUGUGGAUAACUACAAGAUUGCUAGAUAAUAUAAGAUAAGAUGUACGGAAUAAGAUGUAACGGCAAAAAUGAAUAUGGAAACUGAGAGUUUUUUAUAACACUGCAGAUUAUUGAAGUAACCCUUGUUUUCCCUUUGUGUCCAUACCUUUGACAAAGCAAAUAUCGGCAGUAUUUGUCUGACGAGUUAACUGAUAUAUAUGUAUUCUGCAUGUAUUUAUAGGAAAACACUAAAAC